UGGGAACUUCUUUCAAGGAUCAAUUCCACCAACAUUCAGUAGUCUAAAAGGUCUUCGAUACCUGGGUCUUUCACGCAACAACUUAUCUGGGAAGAUUCCAAGAUAUCUGGAGAAGUUUGCUCUAGAGUAUCUAAAUCUAUACUUCAAUAAUUUCGAGGGUGAAUUACCAAAACAAGGGGUCUUUGGAAAUGCCAGUCGAGUUUCAGUGCUCGGAAAUAGUAAGCUUUGUGGGGGUAUUCAUGAAUUACAAUAUCCUCCAUGCUCUAGCCAAGCUUCCAAGAAAAGGGGGAUCUCUCUUGCUUCAAAAGUCAAAUUCUCAGUAAUUGGUGUUGUCCUGUGUCUUAUUUCAUUAUCAUGUUUCUUUACCAUUCUUUAUUGGGUAAGAAAGUCGAGAAGCAAACCUUUUGCUGUGCCUUCUGUGGAGGAUCCCUUUCUGAACGUAUCUUAUGCGGAGCUCUUGAAAGCAACAGAUGGGUUCUCUUCUGCCAAUUUAGUUGGCACCGGAAGUUUUGGCGUCGUAUAUAAAGGGAUUCUAGAUCGUGAUGGGACUAUGGUAGCAGUGAAAGUCUUCAACCUUCAAUGACAAGGAGCUCUGCGGAGCUUCAUGGCCGAAUGCAAUGCCUUGAGAAACAUUAGGCAUCGGAAUCUUGUUAAGAUCUUAACUUGUUGCUCGAGCAUUGAUUUUAAGGGCAAUGAUUUUAAAGCUCUAGUUUACGAGUACAUGCCCAAUGGAAGUCUAGAGAAGUGGUUGCAUAUGAAGGGCCAUGACCAGCUGAGAAGGAACUUGAAGUUUACUCAAAGGCUAAACAUAGCUAUAGAUGUGGUUUCUGCACUGGAUUAUCUACAUAAUCUUUGUCAAACAUCAAUCAUUCAUCAAGAUUUAAAGCCAAGCAACAUUCUUCUUGAUGAUGACAUGAUUGCUCAUGUGAGUGAUUUUGGGUUAUCCAGGUUCUUAUCUGAGGUUUCUCAAAGCAGCUCAGUUGGUAUGAAGGGAUCUAUCGGGUACAUUGCUCCAGAAUCUCCAAGAAAACGAAUGCAUAUGAGAGAUGUUGUUGCUGAAAUGCAUGCAAUCAACGACUUGUAUCUUGGGGUCGGGAUUCACCGAGACAGACAGGUCAGGUUGCAAAUAUUAGAUGAAGGUUUGUCUUACCUCAAUCAUUACUAAGUUCUUAUUGGAAGUUAUGUUGAAAAAGAUUUCCAAAUAAAAAGAGUUUGUUGAAUGCUUCUCUAAACAAGCUCUAUAUAUUUUUAAUCUUGUCUUAAGAGUCUACUUGUAUUGAUAUUGAAUAUAUGAGAUGUAUUUCUCUCUUCUUCUU
Magnolia sinica is the source of this 1316-nucleotide messenger RNA. Its product is annotated as probable LRR receptor-like serine/threonine-protein kinase At3g47570. NCBI's taxonomy places the organism in Eukaryota, Viridiplantae, Streptophyta, Magnoliopsida, Magnoliales, Magnoliaceae. Gene Ontology annotation, molecular function: ATP binding; protein kinase activity. The transcript is spliced from 2 exons. Bases 605 to 1165 code for a protein of 186 amino acids. The record is from RefSeq and is a predicted model, not a curated record. Gene Ontology annotation, biological process: protein phosphorylation.